GUACUCAAUAUUUCUACCGUGUGGUUUCUUCGAAUAUUGAUUUCAUAAAUGGAUCGACCAUUUUUGACUAUUAAAGAAGCAGCCGAUUUGGCAAAAGAUUUAUUUGGUGUGCACGUUGAUUUAACGUCAAAUGAAAACGUAAAAGAGUUUGAAUGCUACGAUGAUCGUAAUUUUUAUAUCAAUGGCUCUAAAAAUGGCAAAUUUGAAGAGUAUUUGCUUAAAAUAUAUGGUAGUUGCUUUAGCGAAGAUUUAGUGCAUGCUAUUAUUAAAGUCAUGCUUUUUGUGCAUGAUGCUGGAAUUGUUUGUCCUGUUCCUUUGAAAUCAAUGAACGGUGAUUAUGUUGUGCCGAAAAUCUUACCACAAACUCCUAAACCUAAGGAAGCCAAGAAAGCGAAACUCGAAAUAAAAAACGUCAUUUCGUGUUUUGUUUGUUUUUUCACAUUCUUGCCUGGCAAAACGUUGAAGGAUUUUAAAGUUGAAGGAAAUUCAGUUCAAGACCAAUUAUUUUACGAAGUAGGCGAGUUAACGGGUAAUUUAUGCAAUGCGCUGAAGAUCAAACCAAAACUUGCAAUCCUUCCUAAGCAAUGUAUCCACGGUGAUAUUAAUGAUGGCAACAUUCUUGUGGAGAAGUUACCACAUAAGUUUACUUUGAGUGGAAUCAUUGAUUUUGGUGAUGUUAACUACACUUGUCGAGUUUUGAGAUUGCAAUUGCAGCUGGAUACAUGA
This is a messenger RNA of Xenia sp. Carnegie-2017, 726 nucleotides long. RefSeq lists its product as uncharacterized. The transcript is spliced from 2 exons. The coding region runs from base 49 to 726 and encodes 225 amino acids. The record is from RefSeq and is a predicted model, not a curated record. Lineage: Eukaryota; Metazoa; Cnidaria; Anthozoa; Malacalcyonacea; Xeniidae. Gene Ontology annotation, molecular function: amino acid kinase activity.